Messenger RNA from Monopterus albus (swamp eel), 2102 nucleotides. It is a transcript of the gene engl, whose product is annotated as endoglin, like. Lineage: Eukaryota; Metazoa; Chordata; Actinopteri; Synbranchiformes; Synbranchidae. The coding region runs from base 383 to 1954 and encodes 523 amino acids. The transcript has 11 exons. The record is from RefSeq and is a predicted model, not a curated record.
UGUGUGUGUGUGUUGCACAGUUCAGCUGCCAGUCAGGCUCCUGAAGUCCACCCUCCUCCUCCUCCUCCUUUCUGUGGGAGACGUCUCCACAGCCUUUUGUUUCUCUCCUCGCCGUGUCUCUCUCCACUCUGUCACACCAUCGCACAGCUCCUCCCCUCGCCCCUUUCAUCCUCGCUCUGCUCUGCUCCCCCCUGCGGACCCACUCGCUGUGGGACGUGCAUUUCCCCUGAGAAGUCCUCCUCACAGGUCGCGCAGCAGCUGGAUGGAGACGGACACAGUCGAAACUUGAGUGUUUUUCCUGGUCACACGUGUUUGUGUGUGUUGUGGUCUUCACAGUGAAGCCUGAAGCAACAGCUGGAUCUGCUGUGCACCCGUGACCCUGAUGAUGGUGACGACUGAACGGACUCUUUUCUGUCUGCUCCUGCUGUGGAUGACGACACCAGCUCAGGGUGAAGGGGCGCCAUGCUCGGUGGUGGGUCCAGUGGGGGCGCUCCACCCUGUUCAGGGUCUGCUGGAGAGGUUUGAGGCUGGUCCGGGCUGCACUGCUCGAGAACACAGGGACAAGGAAACUCAUGUGAUUGCAGUGGGCAGAGCGACCAGCAGCCCCGGGAACAAGGUGACGGUGUUGCUGCAGCCUUUGUCUCCGACAGCAUCACCUCUCAGAGCCCUCCGCUUGGUGCUCAGCUCCAAGCUCCCCGUCAGCUGGUGGCUGGAGGCCGAGAGGCUGCCCCAUGGCCUCCCUGUGCUGGUGCAGGUGUCCUCAAACUCCAGCGUACAGUCCCACACCCUGCGCUUGCAAGUCCAAAUGCUGCAUUUUCUGCCCUUCCAGCCACGUGCGCUGCACCGCUGGGCUCUGAGACACCACGGCAACCUGUCCUCGCUGACACACGCCACACAUGGCAAUAGGGUCUACGUCCGACUGGGAGAGGACCCAGCGCUCCCUGCUGUGUGCCAGCUGCAGUCCAUGUUCCUCUCUCACAACUACAUGACCUCUGAUCUGCAGCCACAGGAAGUGCAGGGCUGCGUCUACGCUGCAGCAGCUGGGACCAGCCCUGAAGUCCACGUGAUCAAGCUCCAUUCAGUAGGCUCGGGGCUCUGUGGCUCUCUACAGGUGGAGGUGAUUGUCUCUCUUGUGCCGCCGGUGGCCAACUCAAAGGCACACAAGGUGGUUCUGAUUCUCAGCAGCUCGGUGCCAGUCAACUGGGCCAUCGUUGCUCAUGGAGUCCAGGGUCAAGUCUCUGUUCAUUCCUCCAACAGCAUGUCUCCCCCCUUCCCCCCUGAGCCUGACCUGACUCUGUCCAGUACUCUCGACUCUGACCUGUCCACCAUCUCUGACCUGCUGCUUUGGGCCAAUGAGAGGGGCUACACCACGGUGACCUCGUACACUGAGGCCGACGUGGCCAAUCGCUUUGUGAUCCAGCUGGCUGUGGGCGGGACAGAUGUGGCCAUGAAUCCUCUGGUCGUGAGGCCGCCCUGGGCCGAGGAGCGUAGGCUGAGGCAGUGGCUGAACGGAGGAGGCCGAGAGACUUUCACAGUGCAGUGUGAGGACGGGCGCCUCAGCGUGACCGUGGACCAGCACAUCCUGCAGAGCUGGUCUCUCCCGGUGGCUGCCGUGACUCUGCGUGAUUCGACGUGCCGGGCUCAGUCCAACGGGAGCCACUUCCUGUUGGUGUUCCCAGUCAUUUCCUGUGGGACUGAGGGUCUGCUCCUGGGACAGCCCAGAGGGGUGCAGUACAAAAACAUGGUGUUGCUGUGGAGAGACCAACCGCAGACCAUUCUGGCGCUCAGUGGCACAGAGAACAAGUCCAAAGGUCCACUUGGCAUACAUGUGAGAUAUGUGUGUGUCUGUGCAUGUUUGACUCUGUGUCCAUCUUAUAAAUGCAGUAUACCGUUGUUUAGAAAGUGUUCAGACUCCUUGGCUUUAUUUAGCGUCUGUUUCAUUUCAAAUGGGUAAAAUUGCCGUUCUUGCUCAUUAGUCUACACUGGAACCAGCAGGACUCUUCUAGAGUCGGCCUCCAACCAGACUGAGGAACAGGAAGGUCCCCAGUCAGGGAGGAGACGGAGAGACCAGUGGUCCCUCUGACAGAGCCUCAGACGUCCUC